CUCGACCUAGAAGUUAAACCAACUUAGCUUGGCAUCGAUCAAAUUCAAUCGUCCAUUGAAUUUGAUACGAUCGGUCGCGUCUUCUCCUUUCCGAUCCUCACUGUACCGUCCUCAAGGAUUAUCCACGCACACCGCUUAGGAUUACCUACGCACCCGGGAUUACCACAACUGCCGCUUGUAGCAGUCCAAAAGUGUACACCAUGAGAAGUGCACUGUUUGUCUUGGCGCUUUGCGUUGUGGCAGUGGCCACCGCAUCGGCCGAUACCCAUGAGCGCAAAACUCGUGCCGCCGAGGGUUACUUCUACCCCCCGCCCGAGGUGCCGUUCGAUCUGCCCGUCCGCACCACCCAGCCGCCCACUAGGCCGCCAACGCGCCCUCCUACUCGGCCACCAACGCGCCCUCCAACUAGGCCACCAACCACUCGUCCUCCAGCAACCUAUCUGCCGCCCACCAACAAGCCACUGCCACCAGUGACCACCCGUCUGCCUCCUCCACCACCACCACCAAGGACUCCUGCCCCAACGAGGCCACCAACCAGGCCCCCAACCACCCGUCCUCCAGCAACUUACCUGCCACCCACCAACAAGCCACUGCCACCAGUGACCACCCGCCUGCCUCCUCCACCACCACCACCAAGGACUCCUGCCCCAACGAGGCCACCAACUAGGCCCCCAACCACUCGUCCUCCAGCAACCUACCUGCCACCCACCAACAAGCCACUGCCACCAGUGACUACUCGUCGUCCAACACCACCACCAACUCGUCCACCAACCUACGCACCCACCACUCGUCGCCUGACGACUCCGGCUCCUACUUACCUGCCACCCACCAACAAGCCACUGCCACCGGUCACCGUGCGCACCACCGUUCGCACCACUCCUCGUCCAACUCCUCCUCCUACCAGGCCACCAACUAGGCCACCAACCACCUACCUGCCCCCCGUUGUUGUGACCACUCGUCGUCCAACACCGCCACCAACUCGUCCACCAACCUACCCACCCACCACUCGUCGUCUGACGACUCCGGCUCCUACUUACCUGCCACCCACCAACAAGCCACUGCCACCGGUCACCGUGCGCACCACCGUUCGCACCACUCCCCGUCCUACUCCUCCUCCUACCAGGCCACCAACUAGGCCACCAACCACCUACCUGCCCCCCGUUGUUGUGACCACUCGUCGUCCAACACCGCCACCAACUCGUCCACCAACCUACCCACCCACCACUCGUCGUCUGACGACUCCGGCUCCUACUUACCUGCCACCCACCAACAAGCCACUGCCACCGGUCACCGUGCGCACCACCGUUCGCACCACUCCCCGUCCUACUCCUCCUCCUACCAGGCCACCAACUAGGCCACCAACCACCUACCUGCCCCCCGUUGUUGUGACCACUCCUCGUCCAACUCCUCCUCCUACCAGGCCUCCAACCAAGCCCCCAACCACCUACUUGCCCCCCGUUGUCGUGCGCACCACUCGUGCCACCCCACCACCAACUCGUCCUCCAACCCGUCCACCAACCUACGCACCCACCACUCGUCGUCUGACCACCCCGGGACCCACUUACUUGCCACCCACCAACAAGCCACUGCCCCCAGUCACCGUGCGCACCACCGUUCGCACCACUCCUCGUCCAACUCUGCCUCCUACCAGGCCACCAACCCGCCCACCAACCACCUACCUGCCACCCCCAACUGUGCGAACCACCCGUCCUCCUCCACCACCCACUCGUCCCCCAACUAAGCCACCAACCACCUACCUGCCCCCCGUUGUGCGCACCACUCGUGCCACCCCACCAUCAACUCGUCCACCAACCUACCCACCCACCACUCGUCGUCUGACGACUCCGGCUCCUACUUACUUGCCACCCACCAACAAGCCUCUGCCACCGGUCACCGUGCGCACCACCAUUCGCACCACUCCCCGCCCAACUCUGCCACCCACGAGGCCACCAACCCGCCCACCAACCACCUAUCUGCCACCCCCAACUGUGCGCACCACCCGUCCUCCUCCACCACCCACUCGUCCCCCAACUAAGCCACCAACCACCUAUCUGCCCCCCGUUGUGCGCACCACUCGUGCCACCCCACCACCAACUCGUCCACCAACCUACCCACCCACCACUCGUCGUCUGACGACUCCGGCUCCUACUUACUUGCCACCCACCAACAAGCCUCUGCCCCCAGUCACCGUGCGCACCACCAUUCGCACCACUCCCCGUCCUACUCCUCCUCCUACCAGGCCACCAACCCGCCCACCAACCACCUAUCUGCCACCCCCAACUGUGCGCACCACCCGCCCUCCUCCACCACCCACCCGUCCCCCAACUAGGCCCCCAACCACCUACCUGCCCCCCGUUGUCGUGCGCACCACCCGUCCUCCUCCCCCACCCACACGUAGGACCACCGUGUACGUGCCACCACCAACCGUGCGCACCACCGUGUACGUGCCACCCCCGACUCAGCGCACCACAGUGUACGUCCCACCCGCACCCACCAAGCACCAGGGCUACCAGUACCCCGUGCCCAGCAUCCCCUUCAACUUCUAGAUCUAGAGAUCCAGAUGUGAUUAGGGAUAGGGCCUUCGUCUAGGGCUAGAUUGAUCUAGUCAAUUCUCGUACAGUCUAACUUUACACGAUCCGGCGCCAGCGGUGCUAGAGGGCGCCACUGGUGCGCCUGCAUGGACGACAAUUGUUUGUUUUUAUUUUAUUUUUGUAAUUAAUGAAUCGCAUACUCAUACAGCUAGGGAUCAUUGUAAAUGAGUGCCCCAAUUGUACAGCUAACAGUCUAUCCAACUCUUGCUAUGUUCUACCACUACUAUACGAUCGAUGGGCGGCCGUCGUCUGUGACGGGCGCCAGCUCAAGACUAUAUAGCUCUAUAUUACGAUUAAAUAAACUUUUAAUUCGGAUCGCUGAAACCUGAACAAUAAAAUAAGUUUUUCGAAUAUUUA
This is a messenger RNA of Drosophila santomea, 2948 nucleotides long. RefSeq names its product proline-rich extensin-like protein EPR1. Lineage: Eukaryota; Metazoa; Arthropoda; Insecta; Diptera; Drosophilidae. The coding region runs from base 201 to 2546 and encodes 781 amino acids. The record is from RefSeq and is a predicted model, not a curated record. The transcript is spliced from 3 exons.